AUGGAGAAAGACAUCACUCUUGAUGGUGAUGAAGUACCCAAGCGUAAGUUUCCUCCUCUUUUUGAUUAUAAACCGGUACCUCCUUUUCCUAAUGCUUUAGUAGGUUCUAGGAAAGAUGAGCAAUUCAAAAAUUUUUAUGAAACUUUCCGUAGAUACGAGGCAAAUAUUCCCCUUUUUAAUGCUCUUAAACAAAUUCCUUAUUAUGCUAAAUUCUUGAAAGAAUUAUGUAAACAUAAAAGGAAACAGAAACUAAAAGGAUGUGAGAAGGUGAGAGUAGGGGAGAAUAUUUCUACAGUCAUUAAAAAACUCCCUACGAAGUACAAGGAUCCAGGUAUGUUUACUAUCCCCGGCAUGAUAGGUAACACUAGAAUUGAAAAGGCCAUGUUAAACUUAGGAGCUUCUAUUAAUGUCAUGCCAUAUUCUAUAUAUGCUUCUAUGGAACUUGGACCUUUGAAUAAGACUGGUGUAGUGAUUCAAUUGGCUGAUAGAUCGAAUGCCUAUCCUAAGGGUAUAGUUGAGGAUGUUCUUGUGAAAGUAAAUGAUUUGGUUUUUCCUACGGAUUUUUAUGUGCUUGAUAUGGAUAAUGGUGAUCAAACCACUCUUAUUCUGCUAGGAAGACCAUUCUUAAAAACAUCCAAGACUAAGAUAGAUGUUUAUAGUGGCACACUCACCAUGGAAUUUGAUGGUAAGAUUGAAAUCUUCAAACUUAAUGAAAAUGAUGGACUAGAAGUCUCCAUUAGUAAACAUCUUGAGAAAGAGGAGCCAAUGCUCAAUGCUGAUUUGCAGAAAACUGUUGCAGCAUUGAAUGAUUCUCCAGACUUACAACAGUCAGGUAAUGCUCCUUAUGUUAUAUUGCCAAUUUCUGACAGGAGACAUUUACCCUCUAUUUUGCAGGCCCACAUUCCAGAAUUGAAGCCUCUCCCUAAUCACCUCAAGCACGUAUUCCUUGGAGACGGAGAGACAUUACCAGUGAUCAUCUCUAGUAGCCUUAGCACACCACAAGAAGAGCAGCUUGUGUAG
Messenger RNA from Nelumbo nucifera (sacred lotus), 1020 nucleotides. RefSeq lists its product as uncharacterized. The record is from RefSeq and is a predicted model, not a curated record. NCBI's taxonomy places the organism in Eukaryota, Viridiplantae, Streptophyta, Magnoliopsida, Proteales, Nelumbonaceae.